Melitaea cinxia (Glanville fritillary) is the source of this 584-nucleotide messenger RNA. Its product is annotated as NADH dehydrogenase [ubiquinone] 1 alpha subcomplex subunit 7-like. Gene Ontology annotation, biological process: mitochondrial electron transport, NADH to ubiquinone; ATP synthesis coupled electron transport. Bases 65 to 505 code for a protein of 146 amino acids. The record is from RefSeq and is a predicted model, not a curated record. Lineage: Eukaryota; Metazoa; Arthropoda; Insecta; Lepidoptera; Nymphalidae. Gene Ontology annotation, cellular component: mitochondrial inner membrane. The transcript is spliced from 2 exons.
AAAAAAAUGACAAUACCUUGAAUGUUAUUGUUUUUUAACAUACGUCACUAAUAAUAAUUUCAAGAUGUCUAAGAAAAAAUUUAGAGAUGUGUCUUAUGUUUUGCAGAAACUAAGAAAAUUUUUGCUAGGCAGAGAACAUACUCUUCAUGGUCGCUUUCCGCCUUUAGUAGCACCCCGCACUACACCACCAGCAGAAAUACCGAGAGGACCGGAUACGAAGUAUUCUGAAAACUAUUAUUAUAAAAGAAAUGCCUUUCAUUCUGUUCAACCACCAGUUAUAGCGCCAAUAGCUGAAGGCCCGCCAAUUUUGAAUGAUCCGGUUAAGAAAAUUGAAACUAAGGUUAUUCGUCCUGAUGCCAUUUGCUUCAACUUCGCUCCAACACCUGGUCCUGCGUGGUGGUGGGAUGGUCACUGUUAUUACGAAAGUGUCCCAGACCCACCUAAUCCAAGUAGUGCUCCUCAAGAAAAUGAUCCCUACUGCCCAAAUCCUGAUCAAAAACAAUGAUUCUAUUUUAAACUAGCUGUGCCAGCAACUUCAUCCGCAUGGAAUUUAACAAAAAAAGUUAUUGUUCAUUUCGUAGAAA